UCAUCAGAAAAAUAUCACUUCAAACUUUAAACUUAAUCACAGAAUUAAGAUUAAUAAUAAUGGCGAGCAGCUUAGCCUCAGCAGCAACUAUAUCGAAGCUUAAUCGUGCUGGAUCUGUUCUUGUGCGCAGCCCAUGGAGCUCUAGGGUUUUUGUCUCUGUCAGACCAAGACAUGCAAGUUCUUCACAGUUUGCUGCAGCAGCAGCAGCUGAUGGAGCGGCUCAGGGUGUGAAGCGAGCCACAGAGAAGGCUGCCGAAGAAGUCAAAGAUAAGGCUUCCUCUGCCGCCGAAGAGGUGACUCAGAAAACAAAGGAAGUUGCAGGGAAAGUGAGUGAAACAGCACAGGAUUUGGCUGGGAAGGCAAAGCAAACAGUUCAAGAAGCAUGGGGAUCUGUGAAGGAUACAACUCAGAACAUCAAAGAGAAGGUUGUUGGCAAAGCUGAGGAAUCCAAAGAAGCCAUUAAAGACACUGCAGACAACAUCAAAGACAAAAUCAAGUCAAACUGUUGAGAUCUUCAAUGCUUUUUCAUCAUAUUGUUUCACUCCCCAUUUCAUAGGAAAUGGCAAUUUUCCUUCUUGGGUUAUGGUUUUUUUAACGACUUUUGAGAAUUCUUCAGCAAUUAGUCCAUUGGUACUUGAAAUAAAAUGUAAGCCUUUUUCGUUUUCUCGA
Messenger RNA from Momordica charantia (bitter melon), 669 nucleotides. Its product is annotated as Late embryogenesis abundant protein (LEA) family protein. The record is from RefSeq and is a predicted model, not a curated record. NCBI's taxonomy places the organism in Eukaryota, Viridiplantae, Streptophyta, Magnoliopsida, Cucurbitales, Cucurbitaceae.